Messenger RNA from Fimicolochytrium jonesii, 2218 nucleotides. Its product is annotated as ATP-NAD kinase-like domain-containing protein. NCBI's taxonomy places the organism in Eukaryota, Fungi, Chytridiomycota, Chytridiomycetes, Spizellomycetales, Powellomycetaceae. Gene Ontology annotation, biological process: NADP+ biosynthetic process; NAD+ metabolic process. The record is from RefSeq and is a predicted model, not a curated record. The transcript is spliced from 4 exons. The coding region runs from base 154 to 2013 and encodes 619 amino acids. Gene Ontology annotation, molecular function: NAD+ kinase activity.
GAUCCCCCAAAGUGUCGACCAUCCCGCUCAUCGCCUCCCACUUCGCACCACCUUCUUCCGUUCAGAACCACACUCAACAACAGCGGCGUACUAAGACUUUUUACGUUACAACGAUAUCCAGGGAAACCGUUGCUACUGGAAGAAACUACAACAAUGGCUGCCGAACGGGCAGCUCAGAUCACGACCGUUCCCCCGUCGGUUACCAACAUCGAUUCCAAACUGACUCGGAAAGGCCUGGCUCACUUGGCCACAUCACCGCGGACCAUGACACCUACGCAUAAGCUGGCUGAGACGGCUGUCGGUGUCAGGGAAGCUGCAAAAUGCAUCGGACGUGCCCUAGUCAAACUUGAAGCACCACAAACUGUCAUGAUAGUCGCUAAAGCGUUCGAUCCGAAAAUAAUAAAGUUCACCCGGCAACUGGCUUGCCACCUUAUUGAUACCCCGAGAACGAGCUGCAACCUGCAAGGCCUCACUGUAUAUAUCGACUCCAAGUUUCGAACGCACACGGCUUUCAACUACGAGAAACUGGUGUCUACACACCCACACUACGUAGAAAAGCUCAUGUUCUGGGAUUCGGAACUAUGUGCCACUCACGCGGAACACAUCGACUUUGUCAUCACACUCGGUGGGGAUGGAACGGUCAUCUAUACCUCCUGGCUUUUCCAGCACGCCCAGGUCCCCCCCGUAGUGUCAUUCGAUUUGGGAUCCUUGGGGUUUCUGACGAACUUCAAUAUUGCGGAUAUCCGGAAAAUAUUACAGCGAGUCAUUGGCUGUCGGGGCGAGGGAGUGCGAAUCAACAUGCGAAUGAGAUUGAGCUGCACGGUCUGGACGCACGACUAUAAGAGCAGGAAGGAUAGGACGACUGGGAGCAGCUUGCACUUGAAUCAUAAAACUACAUUCAGUGAGGACGAUUCGAAGCGGAAGAGCAUCGAUGGUAUAAAGUUUGGGUUACUGGGAGACUCUUUCCACAUGCCAUCGUCAAUCCCAAUGCCUCCACGAGUCGGAGAUGAGGACCGUCAUCCCGGCGAUAUAGGGAAUUUGCUGGAUGAAAUAUCAUCCCAGCUUGACGCGCAUGCCGACCCGGAUCUUGACGAAGAAUCGUCGGCGAAGCCUAAGCGGACGACGUCAUUGCAGUUUCUGGCAGAUACCAAGUCAACGGGAGAUAGAGGUCACAAACCGGUCCCGGUCGAAACGUUCCAAAUCCUGAAUGACCUCGUAGUGGACCGCGGGCCAAGUGCUUACAUGAGUCAGUUGGAGCUGUUCGUUGACGACAAACAUCUAACGACAGUGCAAGCCGACGGGCUGGUUUUGAGCACGCCAACGGGGUCCACCGCAUACUCGCUUUCUGCCGGUGGUUCUCUUGUCCAUCCCGAAGUUCCCUCAGUCCUCGUUACACCCAUAUGUCCUCACACGCUCUCCUUCCGACCAAUGCUACUUCCCGACACAACCGAGAUUCGCAUUCAAGUGCCCGCCGACUCGCGAAACUCCGCAUGGUGUAGUUUCGACGGAAGACACCGAAUUGAACUAAAAAAGGGCGAUUUCGUGACGGUCAACAUGUCACGGUGGCCAAUGCCUACCAUCUGCGAUGCCGACCAAGGAGUGGACUGGUUCGAAUCGCUGAAGCGCUGUUUGCAUUGGAAUGAAAGGACCCGUCAGAUCGCCUUUGGGUCCGCGACGGCUGCGGAUAAGAAGCUGGAGAGGGUCGGAAGGGCACUGGAUAAGCAGCGUGUGCUCGAAAAGAAGGAAAUCGAAGGGGUCAAUCAUACGAACGGGGUAUCAGAAACCAUAGUUGAGGACGAGCUCGUUGUGGAGAGCACCGAGCAGCAGACAGACGGGUUAAGCAUGAAAUCAGAUUCCGUGUCGCACCGCAGUUCAACCAAAGAACGCGUGCAACGGCGACUUUCUGAUAGCGGGUCGGAAUCAGGGUCGCCGUUUUCGCUGCUAAGCGACGAGUGCAAUUGUAAAGGGCGGAUCCAUGCGGAUCAUAGCCCGGUAGCCGCUGGGCGUGCGUAGUGGGUGUGGUCCAACAGGGCAUAUCGCCAAAGGGGCGGUUUUCAUGUAGUACAUAGUUAACUUUAUCAAAUCUCAUUCUUAAUCAUAUUAGAGAGGGAAGGGCGCCAAGUACCCCUUCUACAUUGCAUUCACGAGAAGACCAGAAGACUUGAGAUUAAGAGGCAAAGAUUACGUUGGAAGUUGAAACAGAAAACAUGUCGGAGUA